Clarias gariepinus (North African catfish) is the source of this 926-nucleotide messenger RNA. RefSeq names its product retinal cone rhodopsin-sensitive cGMP 3',5'-cyclic phosphodiesterase subunit gamma-like. The transcript is spliced from 3 exons. The record is from RefSeq and is a predicted model, not a curated record. Gene Ontology annotation, molecular function: cGMP binding; 3',5'-cyclic-nucleotide phosphodiesterase activity. Gene Ontology annotation, biological process: positive regulation of G protein-coupled receptor signaling pathway; positive regulation of epidermal growth factor receptor signaling pathway; visual perception. NCBI's taxonomy places the organism in Eukaryota, Metazoa, Chordata, Actinopteri, Siluriformes, Clariidae. Gene Ontology annotation, cellular component: photoreceptor outer segment membrane. The coding region runs from base 31 to 330 and encodes 99 amino acids.
CAGUCCACUCAGCAUCCAUCGCUUUCAUCCAUGGGCCUAAAGACUGAGCCUGACUUUAUGAAUGUGGAUGUCUCCAAUUCUGAGCAUAAAGCUGGCAGCAAGAAGCCAACUCGUACCACAGGGCCAGGAUCUCCCCACAAGGCACCACCGCGAUUCAAACAGAGAUCCACUCGGCAGUUCAAAAGCAAACCACCCAAGAGAGGCGUCAUUGGAUUUGGCGAUGACAUUCCUGGAAUGGAAGGCUUGGGAACUGAUAUCACUGUGAUCUGCCCCUGGGAAGCAUUCAGUCAUCUGGAACUGCAUGAAUUAUCUCAGUAUGGCAUCAUCUAAGAAAAAACUUCUCCUGUUCUACACAAAGUUAUCUAGCUGUAUGCAAUGGAUUUCUACAUGAUCUGUUCAAAGUUUAGAGACUAUAAAGAGGAUCAAUUGAAAAAAAAACUGAAAAAGCAAUAAUUCUGUGGUUGGAGACAUACAGUAUACUUCCUUGUAGAUACAGUAACUAUGAUAUACGUCAGGGUAGAUAGCCAUACUGUACAUAGACCAUGUGUAAACUCUAUAAAACUAGAACCCUAAAGAGUUGUCUGUCUAUGGAAACAGCUAAAAGUACUUUUUAGAAUUAUAUAAUGAAGUUCUUUUACAUGAGUCAGGGUUUCAUGUCAAGUGACUGUAUUUAAAUAUUUAUUCAUAGUAUGUUCACUGCAGUGAUUUUAAGUUUUUACUCUGUAGAAUAGAUUCAGCUCUUAUUUUUACCUAUAUUGUCUUUAUAAAUCUAUUUAAGAUCAAAAAUGUUAUUAAAAAAAUACUAUAAUAUCAACCUUAAGUAAGCUACAGUUAAGCAUUUCUUCCUCUAUGUUACUUUUUUCUUCCUUUCUUUUCUGUUUGUAAUUUCUGUGAACAAUACACCAAACUAUUUCAGCUUGCAUUCA